Messenger RNA from Lactuca saligna, 744 nucleotides. NCBI's taxonomy places the organism in Eukaryota, Viridiplantae, Streptophyta, Magnoliopsida, Asterales, Asteraceae. The record is from the annotation of a GenBank genome assembly.
AUGGCUGAAAUGAAGGUUGAUGUUGAUUCUUUACCAACACAACAAUCUGGAAGUUCAAAUGCAAGUGUUAAUCCUUCACCUACAACAGAAACUGCCAAGAAAGUGGAUGAAGGGAAAAAGACCGAAAAGAGAAAGCAAAAAACGGAUACUUCUGAAGCAUGGCGACAUUUCACUAGAGAUCCCGAUGAUCCUAAUUACUCUGUUUGUAAUCAUUGUACUAGACGAUUUCAUUGUGCUAAGAAAGUAUUGCGAGAUUUGUAUGCUCAUUACUCACAUGAAGUUGGAGUUAUUAAUGAAAAUCCGACAAGUAGUUCCGAAAAUAUUGAAGAAGAAAUUGUUAUUGACGUUGAUGAUGAUCCAACAACUUUCUUGAACAACCAAUACAAAAGAUUGUUGGAAGAGAACUCAAGUGGUACAGGUUUUACAUCUCAAAAAGAUUUGGUGAAAGUGUUAGAUAAGGGUACAUCGAAGUCUCUUGGUGAUAGUCGCAGUCUCUUUAUGAAACUAGACAACGGAGGUGUCGCUCUCUAUCGAAGAAGAGGGACUCCACCAGCUGGGUGUCGCUGGAAAGCCUCGGAAAGGAGGGGAUCCACCGGCUUGGUGUCCCUGGAAAGUGUUGGAUGGCGAGGUGGGGCUGGACGGAGGUCAGAGUUGGGAGGCUUCGGCGUCAAGAGAGACGUCGGAGGUGGGAGAAGCUAUCGAUGUCGAGAACUAAGAAGAAGAGAAAUGGUUUUGUCGAAGUGA